This is a messenger RNA of Xenopus laevis (African clawed frog), 2629 nucleotides long. RefSeq names its product zinc finger protein 436. NCBI's taxonomy places the organism in Eukaryota, Metazoa, Chordata, Amphibia, Anura, Pipidae. The record is from RefSeq and is a predicted model, not a curated record. The transcript has 3 exons. Bases 210 to 2306 code for a protein of 698 amino acids.
AAUGUAGUUUCUAUAAAUAGUAUUGGAAUGGAGAGUAGCCGGCGGCUUAGAAAAGAGAAAUACAAGUCCCAAGUUUCCGCAGAACUUAGAAGUCUUUCCGUGUGUAAGCGAGCGCUGAGGCUACCGGGUGACUGAGCUGUGGGACCCUCUUCAGGGAACCGGGACCCCCUCGUAUGACUGUUCAGAACUGAGGCCCCUGUGAUGUCUGAAUGGAGCUGAGACCUUCUGGGACAACUGAGAGCCACAACGAUGGGCAAUUUGACCUUGAUAUUUUUUUCCUUGACGCAGCCCCCAUGAAUGGCAGCCAACACGGACUUGACCCCUGUCACUUAAUAUCGCCGGUGUUACAAUUGGGGAGUAGUGCAGAAUGUUACCCCAAGGAGUGUCCCUGGUCUGGGAGUUCCGCCAACAGACUCCAAGGAGGUCCUCCUGUGGUUUUUCAAGAGAAGCUCUUGGUCCAGCCUGAGAAGGGCCCUGGAGACAUCAACAUUGUCAUUGCACAUCUCCAAAGCCUUGCCACAGAGACGUCAGAGAAGCACCCCCCAGGUACCCCCAACUCAUCUCCUUCACAUGGGGAAGUAUCAGAGGAGGCCAGAAGAGUGGAGACUAAGGCAGUGGCCGGGGAUAUGAUGGCGAGUGAGACAGCAAGUUCUCAGUUCUCAUUGGACAAUGUCCUGUCUGUCUUCAAAGGGAGAUCCAAUGCCAAUAAAUACAUCUGCUCCGACUGCGGUAAGAGUUGCCCCUGCCAUUCCGCCUAUAUCCGACACCAGAGGAUUCACACAGGGGAGAAGCCGUAUUCCUGCAUUGAAUGUGGCAAGAGCUUCAUCCAGAGCUCUGACUACAAGAACCAUGUGAGAUCCCACACAGGGGAGAAGCCAUAUUCCUGUGCUGAGUGCGGCAAGAGCUUUAGCCGUAGCACCUACUUACUGACCCAUUCCAGAACCCACACCAAAGAGAAACCCUACAAGUGCAACGUUUGCCCCAAGAGCUUUGUGCAACACUCACACUUGGCUCUACACCUUCGUAUCCACAGUGGGGAGAAACCCUAUAUCUGCAUCGAGUGUGGCAACAGUUUCAGCCGCAGCUCCUCUUUGGUUAAGCACAAGAAGUCCCACAGAAGGAAAACUCUUCACAUGUGUUUAACGAGAAACAUGGACGAAGCUUCUGGUACUUGGGGGGCUUUGACCAGCAAGAGAGAAGUGCAGGAAGGCUCACACUCUGAGCAGCUCGUGGUAGUGAAAUCUGAGAAUCACAAGGAAAGUGAGAGGAGGAACCCCCAGAAACUGUAUAAGGGGGCAAAGACAACCUUCUAUAAACCUUUAAGAAUUACUCUGGAAAAGUGCCCUGUUGUAGAAAUGAGUUCUGAGGGGCAGUUGAGAAUGCAGUCCCACCAGGGCAGGUUCCUGUGGAAGAAGAAACUUCAGGACCCUACUAAUGUCUCAGACACAUGUUUAUUGAGCAGUGACAUUGGGGUGUCUUCUCCAUCUCAGGAUCAUGGAACUUGUGUGGUUUCCUGUGCCAGGAAACUCAAGAAAGAAAAUGGGUAUUUCUAUGAGAAUAUCUCAGAUGAGAACACUGAGAACUAUACCAAGUAUGAGCCAACUGGCACCACAUACCCACAAGCAGGUGCCUACAACACAGACUGUACUUGUGCCAACAGCCAGGAGACAGAGGCACCAGGCACUCGUAGUGAUGUUGAUAGUAGCAGCUGUGGGCAGGAAUCCAGCGGCUCUGGCAAUGAUGGUGGUUUCACCUGUGGCAAAGCCAUGGAGCCGUUAGUCAGGCCAGUCAAGGCAUCAUCCUAUAUCUGUACCUACUGUGGGAAGACUUCUCCAUGCAAGUCAGCUUUUCUGCGCCACCAGAGGAUCCAUACGGGGGAGAAACCAUAUUCCUGCUCUGAAUGUGGCAAAAGCUUUAUACAGAGCUCUGACUAUAACAAUCACCUUAGGUCUCACACCGGGGAGAAACCAUACACCUGUGCAGAAUGCGGCAAGGGUUUCAGCCGUAGCACUUACCUGGUGACACACUCUAGAACCCACACUAAGGAAAAACCAUAUACCUGCACCAAGUGUGGCAAGAGCUUUGUCCAGCACUCCCAUCUUACCAUUCAUUUACGCAUCCACAGUGGGGAGAAACCAUACACCUGUCUGGAGUGUGGGAAGCUCUUCAGCCGCAGUUCCACCCUCGUUAAACACCAGAAGUCCCACAGAAAAAAGACUGAUGCAUCAAAUUGUGUGACAAAGGGGGAAGCCAUGUUGUCUCCAGAGCUCAGUUCAGCUCCUGGACUUCAAAGUCCAACCUCAUGAUACACAGUAACUGUACCUACACCUAAAGCUUUCCUUGGCCUGGGACUACUGCUAUAGGGUGGCUACCUUGCCGGCUGUAAGUUUGGGAUCACCCGUCGGGCGGUGAUUUAAGGUGGAGGUUACAGGAGACGUAUGUCUUUCUUCCCUAUGGUGAGUGGAUCCCCCCAACCCAGUGAGAACCUUUCAACCUUCUACAGUGAUCUCCUGCUUAGUUAGCCAUGUUGGAACUGGGAUGAGCAGCUAGUGGCCUGGGCUAGUGUGGGGCAACUGCACACAUGUAACACUGAACAUUGUAAUGCACAAUAAAGUCUCUAAACCUUUCA